GCAAGAGAGAAGGUAUUUGGCGCCGGAGUCAACACAGGUCGUGCACCUCCUGGUGACUGUUCGACCACGUUUUCUAGUUGUACAAAGGCAUCCAGCUGCAAGACCGGUGGAGUCCCCAUCCCCUCCACGUCCACAAUAAAGAACCCGGUUGAACAAGAAAACAUAAAAAUUUCUGCCAGGAGCCACACCGGUGUCUCCGGCAAGACGAAACCCAUCGUGCGGCCCAAGAACGACGACCUGGAAUGGUUGCACAAGGUCUGGAUUCUGUUGGUUUACCCGGGACGGAAAGACAAAAAGCCAACGAGUCAGAUGAAAGCAGCCGCUGUGGCGAAGAAGAACGCUGAUCAUGCAGUGCCGGAACGAGUAGAAGAUUCCUCCAAGACCAAGACCGAACCGAAAAAUAAACCCACGACGACCUACACCGGUUGCAGUCCUGGGAUCCCAAAAAACUACUUGCUUCCCCCACCGCUGCACCUGCACCGCACGACCAAAUCCUUCGGAGCUAUCUUACGCGUCGCCAAGGAAAGGCUGGGAAAGCAGCACAAUUUCGGGAGGCUGCACGAAGAGGAUGCCGUCAUGCGGACGGAGUCACUGUUUUCCGCUCGACCGGACAAGGGUAAAAAUAAAGUAGUGACAAAAGAAAAGCCUGAGGGAGUGCUGGCGCAGGGCGUUCUUGGAACGAACACCACCGAACGCAGAACGACAAGGGAUGAAGACCAGCCACAUCA
Molecule: messenger RNA, 728 nt
Organism: Amoebophrya sp. A120
Lineage: Eukaryota; Dinophyceae; Syndiniales; Amoebophryaceae
Source: the annotation of a GenBank genome assembly